Homarus americanus (American lobster) is the source of this 14001-nucleotide messenger RNA. RefSeq lists its product as uncharacterized. Lineage: Eukaryota; Metazoa; Arthropoda; Malacostraca; Decapoda; Nephropidae. The transcript has 81 exons. Gene Ontology annotation, molecular function: lipid carrier activity; protein binding. Bases 284 to 12991 code for a protein of 4235 amino acids. The record is from RefSeq and is a predicted model, not a curated record. Gene Ontology annotation, biological process: lipid transport.
UCAGUUACAACCUGGUGUGUGAUUAAUGAGGCCACGUCCCUCACACUCCCCAUUACUGUGAGCUCUAUAUGUUGAAGGUUUUAUUUUCAUCACUUAAGUGGCUGAAGAUCAAGAAGAGUAGUGUAAAAGUGGGUCAUCACCUCACCACGCCGAGGAAAAGUGAAUAGACCUGAGGUGUUUGUUUACUGCGUCCUGUGUGAGGGGUCAUCUAACGCCACGACAAGGAAACACUCUACCUGAGAAAACCUUUUGAGAAAUAUCCCGUGGACAUGAAAACUUGUAUAUGAUGGCACCUUCAAGACUGUGGCUGGUGCUCGCUUUUAUUUUAGGUGUGGUGGUGACGGUGGGCCAGGCCGAACAGUGUACCAAGGACCAGUUCAAGUGUAGGGACAGCGGGGAGUGUAUCAAUUUUGAGUGGGUGUGUGAUGACUUUCCUGACUGUACCGACGACACUGAUGAAUUUCCGCUGUAUGACUGCUCGAACAAAGGUAAUCAACCUGCUGUAGGAGGCGCUGAUGUAGAGGAGGCGGUGGAGGUUGAUGAAGUUGCUCCUCCAUCAUCACAGGAUCAAGAUGACGACCAACAACCUGCAGAAAAUAUACAAACUCCGCCACCAAGGGAACCCUGGGAAAGAUGUGCCCUUAAGAAAUGCCAGUUGGGAAAGAAGCUCCGACUGGUGGACGGACGGACGUAUAAAUACCAGUAUGUGACGCAGACGCAGACGGAGGUAGUGGGGUCUUCUCCGUCUGUCACCUCUCUUACUAUGGACGCCAGCCUCGCUCUCAACGUGCUGACGGCCUGUGAAAUGGAGUUAGUGGUUGAGAGAGUCGGUGUAAUGUCCAGCAAGAGUGACAGUGGUGGACAGGAACAAACUGUGGAAGACACUGCAUUUACAGCAGCCCUCACCAAAAACCCGUUAAGAUUCGCCUACCAUGAUGGAGUGGUGGAGGAAGUCUGCCCUUCACCAGACGAGGACCCAAGGGCAUUAAAUUUCAAGAGGGCUGCCAUCUCCCUUCUACAGAACUCUAUGGUGCGUCUGGACCUGGACCACCGCACACUGGAGACAGACGUGGUGGGAGAGUGUGAGGUGAACUACCAGGUACAAGGUAACGCUGGCACCAGACUGCUGAUCCAGAAGACCAGGAACAUCCCUACCUGUACCUCCCGCUCCUCGACCACCUCCAUCAUCCAGGGUGUUCCUUAUGCCUUCGUUGGGGGGCUUCACACCAUCCCCUUGUUGAACAGCAGCAGUAGUUGUGUGCAGGAGAUCGGUGAGAGGCUGGUGCUGGGAGCUUCCUGUCUGGAGAAGCACCGCUUUACUCCCUUCAGUUCAGAGCACGGAGGCCUCGUCACCACCGUCACCCAGAACCUGACCUUCUCCACCCAAUCCUUUUCACGAGCUGUGAUGGGCGCCAUCCACGGGAGAACUGACCUCAAGUAUGACCACCACAACCACAUUCACGUCGAGGGGCUGACUGCUGACCACAUGGAUGAUGCCCAGGUGUGGAGGGCCCAAGCUGACACCCUUCUAGACCACAUUGCUGACAACAUGAGGAAUGAAGGAGUGGCCAACAAUGCCCCGAGACUGUUCAGAGAGUUGGUCCAGGCACUAAGACACCUAGACUUCAAUCAGCUGUGGGCCAUCACCGAGGAACGUACCUGGGGACCUGAGAGAGCAAUGUUUGACGACGCCCUGCCUAUGGUGGGGACGGGAGCCAGUGUAGGGGUGAUGAGGGACCUGAUGGUACAACACCAGGUUAAUGAUAUAAUUACCAACACCUGGCUUGCCUCUCUCUCCUUUAUACCCAGGCCAGAUCUGGACACCAUAACAGAGGCGGCACCUUUACUGGAAGCUGAAGGACCUAUACCAGCGGACGCCUUCCUGGGGGUGGGGUCCCUGGUACACUCCUACUGCCAAGAUCAUCCCGGCUGUAAGGACCUUCCACCGGUGCACCGAGUGAUGGUUGCUCUCCAGGGAUUUGUGGCUUCUGGCUGUAGGGAGAACACCAGUGAAGACAAGAUCAAGGUGCUGAUGGCGCUGAAGGGUAUCGGUAACGCUGGCCUGGCGGUGACUCAAGACAUCCCCGAGAGCUUGGCCAGGUGCCUCUUCGACCCCAUCAAUGAAAAUGAGAUCCGGCUGGGAGCCAUACAAGCCUUCAGGCGAUUCCCAUGUGACGUGUCGAGAAAACCGCUUCAAACUAUGUUCAUGGAUAGAGCGCAGGACUCCGAGCUCCGCAUAGCUGCAUAUCUGGAGCUGAUGCGCUGUGCCGACUUCCAGAUCAUCAAACUCGUUAAACAUAUGUUAAUCUAUGAGGAAGUUAAUCAAGUGUCAGAGUGUCUCUUUGUUUACAGUGUCGAGUGUCUCUUUGUUUAUCUGGGGGUCGUUCGUGUGGACCCAUCUGGAAACCUGAAAGAGACAGGCCUACCUUCUAGGACAGAGAUACAGGGACUUCUCUCAAACCAUGAUAUUAUCUCCAAGUUCACAGUUGGAUGUAGGAAGUUCUCCAGAAGCAUUGAAUGGUCAGAGUUCUGUGACAGGCUUAAUGUUGGUGGCGGGACGGACGUAAACAUCAUUUUUUCCCAGAACUCUUACAUUCCCCGUUCAGCGACCUUCAACUUUACCGCUGAUCUGUUUGGCCACAAUCUCAACCUACUGGAGUUUGGAGCUCGGGUGGAGGGCUGGGACCGCUACACAGACAGCAUCUUUAGGGCCCCACAGGAUCGAGAAACGCCACCAAGCAUCAAGAAUCGCAAGGCAGUGGAACUUAUCUCAAGGGCGGGGAAACAAGGUCACUAUCUCGACAAGGAAGCUGAGUUGUCAAUACACAUGAAGACGUUUGGUAACGAGAUUUAUUACCGUCACUUACACGGCAUGGACAAGAUCAUGGAGGCAGUCAACACACUCGACCCAGCUGAGAGGAUACGACUCUUGAACGAAGGCCAGGCCAUAAACCUACACAAGUCUUGGCUGGCGGCAGAGUCAGCUUACAUCAUCCCUACUACAGCUGGGAUGCCGCUCAACCUCAGUUUGACUGCUAGCGUCGCUCUUGAUCUGCAUGCUAGUGGUUCAAUUGACGUCUUCAACUUCUUUGCCACAGGACAUGGUGGAAUUAGUGGCAGCCUUAAACCUAGUGUGGGCGUGGAGGUGUUGGGGUCAAUGCUGGUUGAUGGUCACGCAGCACAGUCCGGGGCUCAGCUGGUAGCCACACUCCACUCCUCCACCGUCCUGGAUGGAAGAUUUGAGAUCGGGGGAUCAGAGAACAUCCGUUUAGACAUGAAGAUGCCCAGAGAUAAGAUUGAUAUUGUCAACAUUACGUCGACUGUGGUACUGAUACAUGGGUCAUCUGAGGCAGGAGCAGAAGGUUCUCGGGAAGUUAUGGAAGGAGUCAUCAGUGAUCGCAUGGAGUUGACCGGCUGCUCUGAACACCACGAUAAGCUAGGCAGUAAACUCUGCUGGAACGUACAGUACCCUAAUGCCUCCAGGGUCUCAGGGAGUCCUUUUUACCCCCUAACAGGUCCCUCACAGCUUCAAUUAGCCUUACACAAGACUGACCCUACCUUGACCACCUAUCAGUUACGGUACACAUGGGAGCGUAGGCCCGAUUAUCGUAUGUUCUUGGUGUCAGUCAACACUCCUGGAACAGCCACAUCUCGGGAACACAGUGUGCGGUACAACAUCAACUUCAGGUCGCAGAAUAUAUUCCUGGAUCUUCACUCACCUAUUACCAACGUGUCAGCGCGAGGUCGAUACGUAUGGACGGAUCUGGACAAGCGACUGGACUUGAGUCUGUCGCUGGACAACCAAGAGACUGCCACCUUAUCGACUGGCCUUACGUCCUACAGAAAGUCGGGAAGUGACGUUUUUACUCCCAUCUUCACAGCGACUUACCUGGGUCAAGACAUCGUCAAAGUGUCAGGUGUGAUAGAUGUACGGCAGAGGCCAGAGGGUCGGUACUAUGAAGUGAAGAUGCAGGUGGAUUAUAAGGUGCCGGUGGGGAACAACAGAUGGAUCGACUCUACUGGGGCGAUCAAGGGAGAGCUGAAGGACAGUGGCCACGAGAGAGGAGCCAAGCUGAAUAUUUCCUACACUCCCUCGGCCGGGGCAUCAGAAGAGUACAUCAGGAUAGAGUGUCGGGAGGCAGAUCUGUCCUCUGACUCCGACAUGAAGUUUGAACGUACUUGGCUGUUUUACUUCUCCCAGUUCGAAAACAUCAACUUCAAGGGUCUUUGGCUCCAUAAGCGUCAUUUCGGGUCGGUAGAGAACGAUCUACAGGUCAACUUUGGUGAGAACUACGAGAACCUGCAACACCGAGUAGACCUCUAUCAGGCCUUAACUGUCUAUAUGGGUGACCUGAGAACCACUUUGAACUCUACCGUCAGUGUCAAGCACCGACACAGGAACCUGGACUUGAAGGUUGGAGGAGAUUGGUUCCAUGACGACCACGUCCUCAACACAGGGUUCCUCGUCCAGUACGCCACAGAUAAGCAAGUCGAGUCUCGCCUCCACAUGAAGAAUGAAUUAUCAGGGUUUCUGGAUACACAAGGUUUCUGGUUCCUGAAGGUGCCAGAUGGAAUCCACUGGGAGGUCAGAGGCCAAGUGAAAGAAAGGAGAAGCAAGAUUUACAAAUUUGAGGGUGAAGCCAUGUCAGGGACCAACUGGCGGGUGGAGGUUAGCGGGGUGUAUGCUGACCUGUCCUCACGGCUAGAGAACGUCCACAACCUGCUCCUUGAUGUAAAGCUCCCCGCCUAUGGCCUCACAAGAAUCAACUCCACGUUUCAUGCCAAUGACCGCCAGAUGAGUCUAGAUACCCACGUCCUGACAAAUUCUGGACGUAAGUAUCAGGCGAGAGCAGCGUACAGACACGGGGAGGACCAGCUUCACGCCAUGGGUUACAUGAUCAACCUGGAGCUUCACCUACCUAACCAACUCUAUACAGUCAGUACAGAGAUUAACACUGGCUCUGUCAUCACCAUCACUAAUGACCUCCACUUGGACAGGUACCGGGACAUUCACAUGAGCGUGACGGCGGACAUCCUGCAACAGAGACAGCGAGGCUUCAAAGCUCUCCUCCGCUGGGAUGAUAACAGGGAUCCCAGUCAAAAGAUGGACGUGAAAGUGAUGUACCAGACGCCCAGCGAGAGGGAGACCUCCUUCACCAUGGACGGAUUCCUCUUCUUCCUUGGCCAGGAGUAUCGUGCUAACUGGAAAACCCAUAAACAUUUGCAGUACGUGGAGAGGGACAUGGUAUGGGAGCACAAGAAUGAGGGCGCCAUGAGCUGGACAGACACCAGUCAGGUCAAGCAAGGCAUUACCUCCAACAUGACCCUAAUGCUGCGUAGGGGUGACACCGCUCAGCUCUACGGUCUCAUUGAUAUCACUACUCCGUUCACACAUUGGAUGAAGAACCACCUGGAGGUGAAAUAUUCACGAAACUCAGAUCACAUAGAGAGUACUCUAAAAGCUCGCUGGCACGACGGGGAGUUCGUCGACCUCCAGCUCUCGGCCCAGAAGCAGAUCACAGACUCUCACUUUAUGAUAGAGAGCAAACUAGAUGUGAGCUCAUCCUUCGAGGGCCUUGUGAGCGCCAGUACGGGAGUCAAGCUGGAGAAGAAACCCAACAUUAUUGACACCAACUUCUAUAUACAGUGGGAUACCGACCGCCUGGAGAUAGCACUAGAAGGUAAAGACGAUAGUUUCCACGAUGAACUGAGGUACUCUGUCUUUGGUCAAAUUCUCACCACCAUCCAGGACUACCGUGAGAUGUCUACUGCUGUUGACCUGAUGUUGAGGUCAGCGGCCCUUGACCUGCAGGCCACCACCAAGUGGGAGGGACACAACUAUAAACUACAUUUUAAUGGGGAAAUGUACAGUGGGCAGGAGUACCUGAGGUCAGCCUUGGUGGUGACGUCACUACAGCAGGAGGACAUCAUAACGGCUAGCCUGCUCGUGUACCAUGACCCCAAGGCACAGGAGGAGAAACUGUCUAUCAUGGUACAGUGGCCAGAAGAGCAGGAGAUACGGGUAGAAGGACAAGUGGCUACCUUGCCCCAACACUUCAAGGCAGGAAUACAGAUAGAUUCCACUCUUGAAGAAAUACGCCAAGCUGUUAUUGUUCUGGGCCACUCCAAGGACACCGUCAUCAAGACAGAAGCUAAGGUCCUGUGGAAUGAUAAAGUGGAUGUGGGCUUUGUGUUGUUGGGACAAGUUACAUCACUGACUGACUUCCUAGUGAGCUGCACCAUCCUUACCCCCUUCCCGGGCUACAAGGUCAUCACUGGAGAGUUAAGGAACCUCUUCCGUCUUGACCCUGAAGUACGAGUCCAUUCCAGGAUUUACGGUCAGCUGGGUGAGCGUAAGUAUGGUCUUGGGGCACGGUACGAGCAGGGUCAGGUGCCCCGCCUAAGAAUAGCACUUGAAUUAUACACACCUCUACCUGACCUGCACACCAUCUUCCUUGAUCUUUGUGACAACUCCACCCAGGUAGACGUCAAGUAUGACCUCACCAUGCAGUAUGGCCCCACCAAGAAUCUCAGACUCAAUGUCGAGCUGCAGACCCGUCCUGGAGGUGCUGAGGGUCGAGCCAUCGCUGUCCUGCCUCUCAACUCCCUGGAUGAACACCUCAACAAUGCUCACCUGGAGGCUUCAGGAAGCUAUUUCUGGGACCCUGAAGUCAAAUUGGACCUCACUUUAUCCUCGAAAUCUUCCAUCCCUACCAAGCUUGUGAUAAAAGGAAAUUUCCCAAGUGUGGAGGAUGGAAAGUUGCAAGUGAUGAUCACGACACCUGUUGAUGGUUAUGAGACCUUAGACUUUAUAGCAGAGUACCAGGUACCCAAGGAUGAGAAGGCUGGGCAACUCCACGGCCAGCUGACCACCACGUCGGGCAAGGUCUUCCAGCUGACUGUUACAGGAACCACCAAGCAUCUCCAGGGUUCAUUCUCCUCACCAUUUGAACCAUUUAGAGACGGGACUUUCAUGUGGAGUAUGACGGCUGUGGACGUGCUCAAGUCUCACCUGGAGGGCAAGCUGGGGUGGGAAGGCGGGGACAUCAUUCUGGAUGCUACUGUUAAGUCCCACCAAAAUUUCAUUCGUGAAUUGGAUGGAACUCUGAAGACUCCCUGGAAGGACUUAGAACACACAAUCAUCCAUCUGGAGGGAACACCACAGCAACAAGGCUUCAGGAACCAGCUGGUCUUGGAGGGAGCUGGACGAACUUACCGCGGUGACCUACUCUGGCAAUACCGCGACGACACUGACUGGGAAGUGGAUGUGCAGGUUGAGAGGGAGUCAGGUGGACAAGGUCACUACACAGUACACCUUGGCCUUACCAACGUGGAGAGGCGGCCACUGAAGGCCGCUUUACACCUUACUACACCUCACCAGGGAUUCCAAGAUGUCAAGUUUGACCUCAGCGUUCAACGAGAACAGCUCCCAUAUCACCUGAAGGUUGGCUGGGAAUCUGCCAUUGGCUCUGGAGACUUCGAGAUGACCUUCCGAAGUUUGUCCUUCGGUAAGAUUAACGGAGACCUGACCAUGAGUGUGGCACAGGAACAGGGACCAGACAUGACUUACACUGUGGAGCUGAACCUCAUCAACAACUCGGCUCAUGACAUGAUUGAUGUUGAGGGAAGCGUCGACUUUAAGAGUAAUCAUGACUACUGGGACCACUUGGUACUACAGGGGAAGGUGAUGCAGGUGACCUCUGACCCAGGGGAGCUGACCCUUCACCUUGUUUGGCCUCACCUUGACCCCAUCACCUUCAAGGCACUAGCAGAACAUCAGGACAACUUCAGGGUCAUCAAACCCACCAUCACUCUUGAUCUUACAAGGUCAAAAUACAGUUUUACUGGAGAGAUGCGUAAACAGGGUCAGCAACUUAACCUGACGGGGAUCUUAGACUGGGAGCGAGGAUCAUCGGGGCCACAGCAGGUUGUGUUACACUCCAGGCUGGUGUUCAACAAGGACUCCAUGGAUGGUCACUUUACCUUCGAUCUGCCCAUGGUGGAAGGCUGGCAUAAUAACAAGGCUGACAUUCACUACGAGACUCACGAUGAAAGGCACUGGUUCACAUCGACAAUUGAGACGGGCUCUGAUGUGACGACUGUGACGGGAAACAUGUUGGCUCACGGCUUCCCUGCUGGUGAUGGUACCAUUCACUUCACCUCUACCCUCAUGUGGGAGAACCAGCCCAUCACACUUGAUUUUAAACAGGAGUUGACAGAAGAUGGUUACGAGGGUGAAUACAACCUCGAGUGGCCGCAGAGACACGAUGCCACCUCACCCUGGGGACGUACACCAGUUCACGCCUCCCUCAAGCACCAUUUCUUAACAGCGGGUCACCGAGGCACACUCCAAAUCACGGCCGAUUUUACCAACAACAGAAUUGUCCAGAUUGACUAUGGUUUUAAGUUCCCAGUGACUGGAGACGUGACGGUAGAGCUAGGAGCCAGCUACCAACCUGUGGCUCUUAAGGUAAAGGUGGAGAGGGUGACGGUGGUGCUGGCUGAUGGGCACAUCAAGCAGAGGACCUCCUUCGAGUUUUCCAACGAUCUUUGGCCAUUUGGAAUAUCAUCAACCAAAGAAACAAACAGGAAAUCUGAUACAGAGUUAGAGGUGGUAACGACCCUGGAUCUGUAUGACUUAGAUGAUAUAUCGAGGAGAAUCACCAUCUUCUUUGUACACAAUAGUGCUCAGUCUGGCAGGCAGUUCCAGAUCAAGGGGAAGCUGUUGGACAGAGAGGUUAUACUGGCCGCCGGCUACAACCUGACCCCACGGAACUUUAAAACAAACUUCCUCGUCUCGUGGUCCCAAGAUGAAAAGAUUGAAUUUGAUAUAGAUUGGAGAGAUGUAUCUAAGGGCUUCAACAAAGAGCACACCCUGAAGGGGAAGCUCUCACACCCGUACAGGACCGUGAAGCUGGAUGGUUACUACAAGCGGUCUAGUAAGGACCUCACCUCCUUCAUCAAGUUCAAUUGGGACAGCAAUAAUGGCGGUGAGGAGGAAGAGGUGAUUGGUCGACUAGAAUGGGUGGACGCCGGCACUGGUGAAGAUCAUCUCCAUCAAGCAUUUGUUAGCCUGACUCAUCCCUUAUUGGAGGAGGAAAUCAAGCUGGCAGGAGAAGUGCGUCAGAACCCUUAUGAGAUUCUAGCAACCGAUAUCAAGCUUCAAUACUCACCUGACCCUCAAAAGGACCUGAAAAUGAACUUGGCUGUAACUAGGGCGAUGACCCAUGAUGGUGCCAUAAUGUUCACUGGUACUUCGGCCUUGCAACACCCUGCCUCCAACUUGAGUGUAGCGACCAAUGGUACAGUUAGUCUAGGGUCAGGCAAAUACGGACUGCUGCAAGAUUUCCGCUACACGAACUUGACUGGUGCCGUCCACACUGUUAACGUCAUCACCACCCUCGACCGUCAGGAGAAGACUCUUCAUAUCUCCCUGGAGACUUGGAGAAAGUUAGUUGAUAUCCAUGUGGAAGUGGAGCAGGACAAUUUGGGACGGUGGACAGUUGCUACCACAAGUACACCUGACCAGGAACAACCUCUGAUGACCUAUUUGGAGGUCCAUCCUUCCCAUCCUGUCAUGACCAUCACCUUCGACAACCUCUUAUCUAAUGAGACUACCUACGACACAUCCUUCCCCAGGUACAUAGCAGAACAGGUAGUAGUAGAUGUUGGCAUGGAAGACCACAGGAAAGCACGGUUCUCCAUCAAACACCUGAGUCCUCCCUGGCUUAAUGAAAACGAGGACCAGCUCCUGUCUCACUGGAUCACCGACGCCUACUUCUUCUUCCGUCUCAACCACUCCAGGCUCCUGUCGUCCCGUCUAAUAUGGCGACCUGAGUUGGAGGAGGAAAUCAUGAAUGAGAUUGGCGAGAUGCUGGGAGCGUCAUACGACCUGCGACAGAGCUUAGAGGACUGGCUGAAGAAUUCGCUUGUGGUGGCCGGUGAGGAGGCGUUAGCUCGUACACAACCAAUACUAAAUGACCUGGCCCAAAUUUCCAAACCUCUGUUGGAAGACUUUAGGAACGAGUCUCAGGAGUUUAUUGAGGACCUUUGGCUGUUGUACAAUAACAUCAACUCAACUGCCGGGGAGCUCAAGAUCCAGCAGUCCAUCGUAUUUGUGUUCAGCAGCAUCAUCAAGACCCUGGAGGACAUCCCAGCGAUUCAGAGGAUGAAAACUAGACUGGAGGGUGGAGCUCUGAAGGGCCAGCUGAAGGUGUUAAUUAAUCAACUCCUAGCGGUCUACCAGCAGCUGUCUGACCCGUCAGGACCUGGUCUUAAGGAAAAGAUCCAGACCGUGUUGUCCACCUUGGCCGAGAUGCACGACCAGUUUGCUAAGCAGCUGUACCGGAGAGUGAGUCAGGCAGUACAGGGGUUCAUGGACAGGGUCGGGGAGUGGCUGAGACGGAAGUGGAGAGCCGUGUAUGAGAACUACAAACCCCACAUCCUGAGAACCUUUGAUGAUGUGGAGACCAAUGCUUGGAUCAUUGCUGAAAACCUCAUAGACUGGCUGCAGUGGAUGGGCCUAGAAAUCAAGUCCUCCGCCGCCUACCGUCGCAUCCAGGAGAUGGUCACCUACCUGGAGGACAUCUACCGAGACUUUACUGAGAAGUCCAAGAGGGAGAACCUUGAGAAAUAUUAUAACAUGUUUGUGGAGAAGUGUAAGGGUGGAUUUAGAAUGCUGAUGUCUAGAGUGGCACCAUUUGUGGAGGACUGGGUGAAUGAACUGUGGAAAGCUUGGGAGAAACUCAUGCAAUUUCGGCCUGUUAAGAGACUUAGGGCAGCCAUCCUCGUUGCCUACAACAAGGUGGUGUGGACGGUGAGGUACGUGGACAUAAGGGGACAGGUAAUAGAUGCCAUGGCGUUUCUCCUUGAACAUGGUUAUACUAUAGUCUCCCAGACCGGCGUUGAGGCUUCACAAAAAAAAAUCAUAGCCAAGACUAAAUUCAGGUUUAGCCCGGAGGAAGGUGUGAUGGAGCUGCUCCAGAAACUACCCAUUGAUUGGCAUGGCUUCGACCACACACCUAACUGGCGGGACCUGCCUGAAUACCAGAACAUCCAGUGGGUUCGCCAGACUUUUUUCUCUUCAUCUAACACCAGUAUUCUUGACAGCUGGUAUAAGCAUCUCAACCUCAACUUCAGACCCAGGUCAUGGAUUCCUCCCUUCCCUGCCAUCGGUUACAUGAUUGGAGAGCAACACUUCAUGACCUUUGAUGGCCGCCACGUGGAGUUCAAAGGACGUUGUCAACACCUACUGGUGGCUGAUAUGGUGUGGGCUCAGUGGGCCGUGGCUGUUAACUAUCACAUUCACUCCUCCCGCACCAUAAUUAUCUACGUCGAUGGCAGCGAGAUAGAACUGGCAACUGACUUUAGGGUCACUAUAGAUGGCCAGCCCACAGAGCUACCAGCAGGACUGCCCUCGGCUCAGGUCCACAGGUGGCUCAACAAGAUAUACGUGAAAUCUCAGGACUUCUCCGUCACCUGGAACCUGGCUCAUGAUGUUCUCUCAGUAUCGCUAUAUGGUUAUUCGUUCAACAAGACCGGAGGCCUCUUAGGGGUUUACAACAAUGAACCAUCUGAUGACUUACAGCUUCCUGAUGGCUCCCAGACUGAUGUAGGGGCAGUACUUGCUAAUGCCUGGGACAUCAGCCACAGGCAGUGUCAGUCUCGUGGUAACAUUGCCAGAGGACAGUCUAAAGUGCCCAUUGAAGUUUGUACCAGACUUUUCCAGUCUAAGAGCUCGCCCUUUAAACACUGCUUCUUCCAGAUUGAUCCAACACCAUACCUCCACAUGUGUCUGGUGGACUACCGUGGACGAGAACUGGAUACUUGUACUGCUGCUACUGCCUAUAUGGAGGCUUGUUCCAACAACAACAUCCCCACCAAAAUACCAGUCUUCUGUGUCCAAUGUGAGUACAUGACCAACGAUGGAGAGACAAGGACAUUAGAGGAAGGCACAUCAGUAGUGUUGGAACAGGAGGAGAUCCUCAUGUCUACUGAUGUGGUCAUUCUGGUAGAGGCUAGAUCCUGCAACACGAUCCUCGCCCAGAAAAAACCACUUAACCGCUUCCACACUUUCAUUACCCGCAUGAAUGAGGAGCUGGAGGCCAAUGAUCUACGUCUCGUAAGAUAUGCUAUGGUAGUGUAUGGGUCAGAUUAUGGUUUGUUUACCAUGCCUACAGUAGUCACGGUAGACAAUAACAUCUUCACAGACGCUGCCAACAUCCACAAAGCUUUGAACCAUGUUGACUUCAUGAACGAGACAUACCCUGAGAUUGGGUACUUGGCGCCGGAUGCGUUUUAUGCCUUUACCUUCGCCGCUGGGCUGAACUUCAGGGCAGGUGUCAGUGUUACCUUCAUCCACUUCCCUUGUGACUCCUGCCUCCCAGCCCACCCUUCUAUGGAUUACAGCACCAUGUACCAUAUUCUGCUCGAGUACUCCGUCACGCUACAUGUGUAUUACCAGGACCUGUUUGACAUCCCCAAAGAGAAGGAGAGAAAGAAGAUUUUAGGUAUUGACAGCAGUAACGCCUACACGCUGAAGGACGCCAAGAGCAGGGGCCGAAGGGGAAGACUGAAGGGCGACCCAGCCAUAUGGAGACACAUUAACAUACCUAAAGACAAACUUGGCUACUGUGCUCCCCUUGCUCUAGAAAAUAAUGGCACGAUCUUUACCUUCAACCCGUUCAAGAUCCCUAGGAGGCGAUCCUUAACUAAAGAGAAGAAGAAGGUUGAGAAAUUGGCCAUAGUGUUUGGGAGGCGUGUGGUUCAGACUGCUCUUCCCCAGGAACGUAAGAGGUGUGUGUGUGUGCCGAGUACUCCUGACGGUGCGGCCAGUGUACAGUGUGACAACUGGAACAGUGGCCACCUCUCUAUAUUGGAACAGUAUGGAGAUGAGGAAUUCACCUUCCCUGAGGAAACCAACAGUAGGGAGGCGGGGUCCUGUAUUCGUCGGUCCAGUCUUGGUAACUGUAUUGAAUGGCUACAAUCCUAGUUACCUGACUGGCUGAAAUCCUAGUAACCUGUCUUGCUGAAAGUCAUAAUGACCUGACCUAAUGUUAUGCUCAUGAAAGUCCUUGAUUCUUUAGAGUUUGCUUGCUAAUUUCUACAUAACAAGUAUGAAGAGUAGUUGUUUAAUUAAGGUUGAUUUGCUUUAAUUUUUUGGUUAUUUUCAAUGUUAAUGUUAUAUCGUAGAUUAUGGUUGACAGAUGCAUUGUUUGGCCUUGAGUUAUGAGUGAAAUUUAAUAUACCGACCUUUGAGAAUCCUCCUUUGUGUUCAACAUAUGAACCACUGAGACUCCUGCUUUGAGUUGUAUCUGUUAGUGAGGUGGUCAAAUCCAUUGGCAUGUUUUCAUUUUGGAGUUGAAUUUAAGGUAAGACCCUUUAAAAGGCAAGGAGCAAAUGUUACCAGUGGCAGGGAAGACAUAAGAGUUGUAUUACCGGAACAACAGAAUUUCAUUGUGUGCAAGAGAGGAGUUUGUAAUUGUACUGAAGAAUUACAUAAAAAAACAUUGAAAUACCUAUAGAUAUAAAGGAAGAAAUUAUCACCCAUUUUUAUGAUAUUUAGAGAAAAUUUGCCAAAUACCAAGAUAUUAUAUACCGUAUUUUUCAGCAUAUAAGACGCACAUUUUUGUCUGAAAAAUGGCUAAAAACAAAUCAGCCUGUGUCCAAUAUGUGAAGUUGUGGUCUCCCACAAGCUAAUUAAUCCCCCCGUUGCUGUCUCCAGUAGGCUAAUUCUGCCUAAACCAACUCCAGAAUUUAAAAUUUGCUAUUGCUUACUUAAACAUUGUUCUUAUUUUUAAUUAAUUAGAAAAUAAUUACUGUAUUGUAAAUAUAAAAAGUAAAUCUGUAACUACUCUGUACACUGUACUGGUGACAAUAACUUGAGACGAUUAAUGUCCCUACGGUAAACACCCAACUCUUUAAAGGUAGCUAAGCAGUAACCAUUCUGAACACUUAUAAGCAUUACAAUCUAUUAAUGCUAUACCUGUAACAUUUAUUUUU